Molecule: messenger RNA, 5274 nt
Organism: Perca fluviatilis (European perch)
Lineage: Eukaryota; Metazoa; Chordata; Actinopteri; Perciformes; Percidae
Product: protein tweety homolog 3-like
Exons: 15
Coding region: 586-2250 (554 amino acids)
Cellular component (GO): plasma membrane
Molecular function (GO): intracellularly calcium-gated chloride channel activity; volume-sensitive chloride channel activity
Source: RefSeq, a predicted model, not a curated record
GCUGGAGCUGCCGCAAAGCCCCGUCCUCCAGGGCUUUUUAAACACCGUGUUUGCUUCACGCUCCAACAAUUUCAUCCAGUUGAAGAGCGGCAGCGCUCUAUGCACUGAACCGACGGUCAUCGUGGGAACAGCGCCGACGAGCACAAACCAUUGUGGUUAAAGAAAGAAAACGACGGCAUAAACAAACAAAAAAGGGAAGAUACUGUAUUGCGGGUCAACGAGUUUAACCUCUAAUCUGCCGUGGCAUUGUUGCUCUCGGGGAAGGCAGUCACAACAGGAGGGUGUCUCGGUGAAAUGAGAGCGGACCCGGUCGGUGACCGUUAUUCCGUUGUUUUCAAUGUGGUUGGCGUUGCAGCCGACUCGGUCGUUGCAGCUAGCUCGGUACGGCCGCGUUGAUGCAGCAGCGCACGGCUGUGGUGUUCAAAUCCACCACCGGAUCUGGGAAGACAAUAGGUGAAAUAUACGCCGGCCUGGACUCCCAAGACUACACCAAACGAGAGUCUGCAUCCGCUUUGGCUUCGCUAGUGUCCGUGUGAGGAAUCGGUUUAGAAAGUGAAGUGACAGCGGGCAGGUAGCUGGAUCAGGAUGGCGGCCGUAGUGAACUACUCCCCGCCUUGGUGGGUAAAUCUGCUCCACCGGUUGCCUCAUUUCAACAUUGAAUUCCAGCUUGUGAGCAGUGACUUCAGACCGGAGGACUCUGAGUACCAGAAGUCCAUUUUGCUGCUUGGGGCUGUGGCGUUGCUUUGUUUGGGCCUGGACCUCCUCUUCCUCCUCUUCUACUCAUUCUGGCUUUGCUGCCGGCGACGCAAGAGUGACGACUCCUCGCACUCCCACACGCACUCCCAUCAGCCCAGCGCCGACUGCUGCUGCACCGCCUGGUGCGUCAUCAUCGCCACGCUCGUCUGCAGCGCUGGCAUUGCUGUAGGAUUCUACGGAAAUGGGGAGUCGAGUGAUGGGGCCAAUCGUUUGGCGUACUCCCUUCGUCAUGCCAACCGCACCGUGUCAGGGGUGGAGAAACUGGUGUCAGACAGUGCCCUAGCCUUAAACCAGACAGUGGAGGAGAGCUUAGUCCAGUUGGAGACAGCUUUCCAGGAGCAGACAGACUACGUGUCCAUCGUCCAAAAGUUGCAGGGACAGCUGGACGAGCUGGUAAGGCUGAUGGUGGAUAUUCCCUUCUGGUCCAAUACUGAAGUUUCCCUGGAGGACUUGGCCCGCAAGACGGAAGCUUUUGAUUUUUACAGGUGGCUGGGGUACCUUAGCCUGCUGCUGUUUGAUGUACUCAUUUGUCUUCUGGUGCUCUUCGGCCUUAUACGCAACUCUAGAGGCACUCUGAUAGGAGUGUGUCUGCUGGGUGUUUUGACUCUGAUAAUCAGCUGGGGGUCUCUCGGCCUGGAACUGGCUGUCGCUGCUUCAGCCAGCGACUUCUGCGUUUCCCCGGAUACCUACAUCACCAGGGUAACCAAGGAAAACGCUGUCAUCAACCAAGAUAUUCUGCAGUAUUACCUGAGGUGCAGCCCGGGCCAAAUUAACCCCUUUCAGCAGAGGCUGUCAGGGAGUCACAAAGCAUUGGUGGAGAUGCAGGAUGAUGUGGCAGAGCUACUGAGAUCAGCAACACGUGACCAUGCCAACACCAAGGGGAGUCUGGAGCAAAUCCAGUCUGUACUGAAUUCCACCGAGGUUGGUCUUCACCAGCUGACUGCUCUGGUCGACUGCCGCAGCCUACACAUGGACUACGUUCAGGCAUUGACUGGGCUGUGUUAUGACGGGGUGGAGGGUGUCAUCUACCUGGUUCUCUUCUCCUUUGUCACUGCUCUGAUGUUCUCCUCCAUUGUGUGCAGUGUGCCACAUACCUGGCCUGGCAAGAGGACGGAUGAGGAAGACGGAGAGGAUGAGUCGGGUGCCUCACGGGGCGGUGUGCACGAUAACCUGUACCGCGUUCACAUGCCCAGUCUCUACAGCUGUGGCUCCAGCUACGGUAGCGAAGCUAGCCUGCCCGCUACAGCCCACACUGUCAGCAAUGCCCCCGUCACUGAAUACAUGAGCCAGAACGCAAACUUUCAGAACCCUCGGUGUGAGAACACCCCCUUGAUUGGCAGGGAGUCCCCUCCACCCUCUUACACCUCCAGUAUGAGAGCAAAGUACCUGGCUACCAACCGACCGGACCAGAACCGACGCUCCGUUCCCAACGACCAACUGGACCCAGCUAGCCGGGCUCACCCCACUGCCCGACCACAGUCCUCAGUCCACUAGAAACUGUCCACAGAACUGCAACAGUCCACCCCAGUACUGCCUAAAUCCAGUUUUCACAGCCAAUAACAAUAAUAAUAUCCAACUCAGCGUUCACCAGAGCUCAACCAGAGCGCAGCGUUUAAAGCACCUACAGGACCCAUUGAAUUACACCGACCGGUUCACCAGAAACAACAACUCAGCAAGUCAGAACUCAUCAACCAAGCACCUCAGCAAAGGACCGCACUUUGAAGAUCGACUUCUACUUCGCACCCCAAAUUAUCCAAAAGUUAAAAAGAUGAAGCGCAUCUCAGAAAAUUUCUACUCCUCUUCUUAGUGGACACACACACACACACACACACACACACACCCCAAGCUGCUCGUUCCCCCACUGCUGUUAUGGAUCAGCCCACAUACCCACAAUGCACAGCAACUAAAGCGCCUUGGCUCUGUCUCCACUUUCUUCUACUACUUUUCAGUUCUCUACCCCUCCACUGGGAUCCAUACACUGUCCUCCAGUGGAGACAGCUCUCACUACUCAAUCCCCUGAGACUUUUACAUUCAGACCACACACUCACACACAGACAAGCGACACACACACACACACACACACACACACACACACACACACACACACACACACACACUGUACAGACCUGUAAAUAGUAAACGUGUGCUUUACUCUGAUUUCAUGAGAAGUGGACUGUUGAAUCAUUACUGGUAAUGUGGUGUGCUGCGUGUUUCUCAUGGAACUUUUUGCUGUAUCUCUCAUAUAAACACACACACACACACACACACACACACAUAUAGACGGACACAUCUGUAUAAAUAAUAAGCCAGUGAAUUAGAAAGCCAUGUUUAGAUAAAAACAGUACCACCACAUCCUCUUUAGCUUAGUCUAACUAGGACUUGAAUCGUGCUCGAAAAGUGUGUCCACAUCUCUUUCUGUAUUUGUUUACAUGCACAUACAGUACACAUGUCGAUUAAGGCAUUUUUAACAUAAGCAUAAGCCAGAAAUCCUGUUGUGGAAUAACUGUUAUGAAUUUUGGGGAUUGAAGCGAGAGACAAAGGACAUGAAAAGGUUCAACCUGUGCCAAAAAAACUGAAUAAUGAUUCUGUCCUCAUCUUCUACUGCCUCCACGUCUCAAAGAAGGGAAAAGAACUUGGAAUCUUGGAAUGUUUUCCCGACUGUAAAUAAAAAGGGAACGGUAAAGAGACUUGAAAAAGGAAAACGAUGGACAGAAAUCAGAUAAGACUCACUGAAAAUUGCGACUACACAUUUGCCAGGUGCUACGUAAGCCAGUCAAGAUCCCAGAAGACGAUCAGGAAUGAGGAGGGACGGAAACGUUUUUGGUUUUUUUAUUACUUUAAUGUUUUGUUUUCAUUCAGGGAUGUGAUCAGGAACAUAAAAAGCAGUAAAAAUAAAACAGCUUUCCAUCAUUACUGAAAGGAAGUUGUGUCCCGAGUCCUGAAAAAAAAUCAUGUCCCUAAUAAAUAAUGUUACAUAAAAGUGUUUCAAAAUGAAGGAAAGUGGGUGUUUUUCAUGUUUUAUCAUAAGCUGAAUUCAGGAUGUGAUACUGUGACCAAGUAGUAUUCUGUUUCUUCUUCUAUACUGUUUUUUUUCUCUCUUCCUGUGUUUUUAUUUUGUUAACUGGUGAUCUUGGAUCAACUUUUAGCCAAUAGUUGUGAGUCUAUCUUUUAUUUAAUUUUUUUACCCACAAGCACAAAUUCUCUUCGAGGUGACUUUGUGAGAUGCUUUGCGAGAUGGAGAAGUAAAACACACUGCCUGGGACACUGCCAGUGGUUUUUCCUCCCGCUCUAAAACUCUCUGUACAGUGUAUAAAAACUGUAUUCGUGUACCCGUGUGUGUGACAUCACUGCAGUGUGAUUGGCUAUUGCUCUAUCUCAGUGUUACUGUGUGUAAGUACGGUGAACAGUGUGUCUGACUGGCAACAAGCAAGGGCCAGCCUAUCUAGCCUGAGUCAUUUCUACACAGACGCCACGCAUGCCCUCAUACACACGCAUUGAAACACAUACAUACAUGCUGUACAGACAUUUACAUUAAAUACACACCACAGUUUCUCAUAAAAACCCAUCUUUCCCUACUUUUGUCCUGUUUACAUUCACAUAUAGAGCUCUAGUAACUGCACGCCCUCCCACAGCUGUGACAUCACUACUGAUAACCAUUUGCAUUAUGGGUGAUGUAGUAGGUAGUAACCGCAUUUCAGAGAAACCUGGAAUGUAGUAAUUAGCUGAGUGAGCAGAGCCCUAACAUUCAAACACCUUUCAACCACCAUUCCUGUAUUCGAGCAUUUUAAUAUUGUAUUAAUAAUCAAUGACCACUUCUCGUAUUAGCGAGACAAUCUUAAACUUGUGAUUUUACUAGAAAGAAAAUGUCCAUGUUAUGGUAACAAUGCUACCUAUGGUCUAGUACUUUACAGUGUUUUUUUUGCACCAUAAAUGCAAACAAUGUUAAGAUCUGUGGGACUAGUCACUGAUUAAUGGCCUUUCAUAAUGUUUUUAAACUGUUACAGCACUCUUCAUAUCACAACAUGUUUUUUUUUUCUUUCCUUUUUUUUCUCUCUCUGUCUUGUAAAAAAACAAACUUUAAAGAUAAAAUAAUAGCUAGCUGUUUUGUAGGAGAAUAAAGGCAAGAGCAGCGUUUUUCCUCUCUUAUUAAUGGUGAAUGACUCUCUGUCUUGCAAUGUUUUAAUACAACUAUUCCAGUGUAAUCUGCACACCUGACUUAAAGUUGUAUUUGAAUUCCUGGAAUUUGAAUUGGGAUUUAACCAAUCUGGUGCAGUCUGCUGUCUUGAUGGGGGGAAAAAAAGAUUUAAGAGUCCGCCAUGUUUGUGUGUAUAUGUGGUCAUUUUCAGGAGUUCAAGUACACUUGUGUCCAGAUGUGACAGACAAACAAUGUUUUCUAUGGCUGUUUUUAUUUUGGUUUAACUAAGAUAUUAAUGAUGUACAUGUCAAAACUGUGGUAAUGAUCAUUCAGCCUGGAAUAAAUGUUUAAAAAAAGAAAUUAAAGCAACUUUAACAUACUGA